AUGCCGCACCACUAUGCACCACCUUUACACCAUUAUGCUCCACCACAUUUUGUCCAGCAAUAUGCUGGCCAGCCCCAGUAUCCACAGUACCCACCAAUGCGACCGAAUACUGAAAUAAUCCCAGCAUCAUCGAGAGCGCCGGCAGCACCAGCGUCGUCCCAAGCACCAGCGUCGUCCCAAGCACCAACGUCGUCCCAAGCAUCGAGGUUGCGACCGAAUCCUGAACCGCGCCCUGGUGUUUUUAGUUUUGAUAUUGAUGUUAUUGCUGAUGACAUGAAGCGUGGCUUUCGUGGUGAGACAGACAUGCCUUGGGAGGACUUCAAAAGUCGUGUUCUUGCAUUCCUUGAGAGUGCUGCUGAUGACGUCCAACUUGUGUAUAAAUUUGUGGGGGACAACAGUAGAGCUACUCAACUGAAUGAUGCGGAAGCAUUCAGUAUUUCCAUGGACCGUCUUUGUCACAAAGCGUCCAAUGCGCGCACACGAGUCGUUGCCCUAGAGGUAAAGAAUGCAGCAGUCAAACAGACUACUACCGCCAAAGCAAAAAAGAGGACACGCACAGAUGAUAUCCCUCCAGCAUCAAGUGACGAGGAUGUGACGCAACUCAAAGCUUACAAACAGCUUGAGAGCCAGAUUCGAUGCGAACUUCACCACGGUCAUUGUUUCGUAGAUCGCACGAGUGGCUAUGAUAACCAUCGUCGACUUGAUCACGCUGAGAUGACUCUCUGGGCUAAAAAGAUUACUCCCAGUCCUCCGCCGCUUUCGCAGCCACGUCACUUUGAAUCUGCAAGCCAUAUCCCUAGCGCAUCAUUUCCAGACUAUCCAAAAGUUGGGGUGCUGCUUGAACUGAUCAAUGCUGAAAGACCAGAAUUGCGACUUGCCGAACUUGAAACACCCCUGCUAGAUGCAGGGGUAGUUUUAUCGAGCCAAGUAAUACUUCUACCGGAGGAUGUGCUGAGUGUGAUCGGCAAUAUGGGACAAAGGCGAGCCAGAAUCCUCCGCAAUUAUGCUAAACGGACUGUUCUACCGCUCCUUGGACUCGUCAAUUCCUACGAGGAACCAGAGAUACCCAGCCCAGGGACUCAGAAUAAAGGCAAGGAACGCGCUGUCGAGGCUGAGGAUGACACAUGGCAGGAAGGAGAAUCAUGGACUGAUGGGUAUAGAAGUGGCGAGUCUGACGAGUACACGAGUGAUGAUGAGACCGAGGGGCACGAGGAAUUCCUGACCUGA
Molecule: messenger RNA, 1227 nt
Organism: Suillus plorans
Lineage: Eukaryota; Fungi; Basidiomycota; Agaricomycetes; Boletales; Suillaceae
Exons: 4
Coding region: 1-1227 (408 amino acids)
Source: RefSeq, a predicted model, not a curated record